This is a messenger RNA of Puccinia graminis f. sp. tritici CRL 75-36-700-3, 1404 nucleotides long. RefSeq lists its product as uncharacterized. NCBI's taxonomy places the organism in Eukaryota, Fungi, Basidiomycota, Pucciniomycetes, Pucciniales, Pucciniaceae. The transcript is spliced from 9 exons. Bases 1 to 1404 code for a protein of 467 amino acids. The record is from RefSeq and is a predicted model, not a curated record.
AUGUCUACUGAGUCCUCUCCCGGACAGGCCAUUGUGACAGCAAUCCUUGCUUCUCAACUCAUGUCUGUGCCAUUCACCUGCUCUAUAACAUUACUUGUUUCAAUUUUCGCCUGGCGUUAUAUCUCCAAGACCUCUGCACGUGGGAUCCCGAAGUUGGGAUAUUUUGAAUACCCCUGCACGAAUAGCAGGCCAACAAGGACGGAAAUGACGAGAGCAGGCGCUGGCUUGGUAGCUACAAUCUGUGUUGUCUUAACCAGUAUAGAGUUGGUGCAUGUAUAUCAAGCGGCCGUCGAACACCCCCGGGAUCUCAGCUAUUUUCAAAAAACUCCUUGGACUUUUGCAUUAAUCCCCAUCCUAACUGCCAUUGUCAACGCCACCAGCCAACUAUACUUUUCUCACAAAGCUUGUAGGAAUCACCUUGAAUUGAAGCUUCUCACAGUUUUGGGGCUGUUAGGUAUCAUCAGUCUGGUAGGAGGAGCUUCUUCAAGCAUUGCUAUGGUUGUCAGUCUCGCUCGAAGCUCACACAAUCGAGGGACCCCCGUAUCAGAGAGGCUUUUUUGGGCGUAUUUGAUCACCUCGACCAUUUCAAGUGGUUUGAUUAGCUUUCUACUCGUUGGUUCAUACAUGAAACAAAGGCAAAUGAUCAAGAGGGAGUCGCUGAGGAAUGCAGCGGUGAAAUUUGAACGCUUCACGUUUGCCUCGAUCAUCAACUUCUUCCUUUCAAGCUACACGCUGGUUUUCAUUCUGGAGAUAAGCUCCUUUAUUUGUGCUUGUUCUUCGCUCUCCUCAAAUUUCACUGUGGCUCUUCAUGCCAGUCAAGCUUUCUUCUUCUUGCAAAGGCUCACAAUUUGCUUCAUGUCACUAUCCCUCGUUUACGCUCUCCUUAAAGAAAAUGCGACUACUCCGAGCGAGAGCCCCAGCGCGAGCGUCACGUUUGAAAAAGUUCAAGAAUCUGACCCUGAAAAUGGACGACAACCCGACCCGAAACAAGAAAUCAUUCCACGCAGGCCUAACAGACCAAGUGAAGUAGAUGUGCAGGACAUAGGCAGAUUUGAUUUAUCCACUUAUAACAUCUCUGAACAUAAACCACUUUCAUCGGAAGAAGAGGAGGAAUUUGAUGAACUUUUUGCCGAUACAUUUCCGUCUGAGGUUGUUCCGGUAGCUGAAGAUAACCCGGUGACAAAUACUUCAUGGCCAAUUGUCAACAGAAUCUCAGCAUCGUUGUCUCUACCUGAGAAAGCACUUGGUGAAUUUACUGCAUUGAACAAAUCAGCCAAGCCGAAGCUCUUCGCUCCUUCUCCGACAAAAGCAGCCAACGCUUACCCCGAUGCGAAGCCUACAGCUUAUGUCAGAUCAUGUCAAGCCAACGCCGGUGUCCAAUCAAAGAUCGAAAAAGUCUUCUAG